Molecule: messenger RNA, 5098 nt
Organism: Gopherus flavomarginatus (Mexican gopher tortoise)
Lineage: Eukaryota; Metazoa; Chordata; Testudines; Testudinidae
Product: zinc finger protein 239-like
Exons: 4
Coding region: 787-1821 (344 amino acids)
Biological process (GO): negative regulation of transcription by RNA polymerase II; regulation of cytokine production; regulation of immune system process
Cellular component (GO): nucleus
Molecular function (GO): RNA polymerase II cis-regulatory region sequence-specific DNA binding; DNA-binding transcription factor activity, RNA polymerase II-specific
Source: RefSeq, a predicted model, not a curated record
UCACAGAGGGCAGCAGCCUGAGCACAUGUGACUUUUCCAGAUCUCCGAGGGGCAAAGGACCAGAUUUCUCGGGCGGGGGGGGGGGGCUUAAAAGACCUGACGUGAACCAUAGAUGUUAAUUUGCAGCCUGCCAGGCCUGAAGGGGGAUGGGGGAGGUGGCUGAAGGGGCUUUAGCUUUAGGACAUUUCACACUCUCACUUUCCCCCGCCCCCUUUCCCUGCAAACAGAUGCUCGAGCCCAGGCUGUGGUCCGCGCUGCUGCAGCCCGAGCCCGUAUCCAGGGCACAGGAAAUGGCUGGUUCAGCUGAGCGCGGUUGUAUCCGGUGCUGGCAGAGGCGAGAGUUUACGGCUCCCAGAUGCUGCCACAAUCCCAGCGAGAGCAGCAGCGCGCGGCUCCUGACUGGUCAGUGAUCGCAGCUGCUAGAAAAAACUGCGGCUGCUGCCGCCUCCAUUGUGAGCCGGAGCCGAGCCGCUGCUGCUGCUGCCCAGUGGGUCUGUGCGGGGAGAGACCUGCACUGACCCCCUCGGUGCCCAGCCGGGGGGGCUCUCUCCGGGGGCUCUGCCGACACCAGCCCCUGAGCCGGAGCCUGCAGCUUGGGUAAGAGCUUUCCCCAGAGACGAGGUUGCCGGGACCCUGCUAUCUCUGUAGCUGGACAAGCUCAGACAGAGAAAAAGAAAGCAGAUUUUUCCAGUUUCCCAAACUUAAUGUGAUUUCCCAGCCAGAACCAGAGGCAGAGCCGUGAAUCCCAAAUCUCUGGGGCUUUGAGGAAAGGGCGAUUCUUAAAACAUGAACACAGCAGGUGAUGGGACGGUGGGUGAGAACCAGGAAGAGAAUCCACAGCAGGAAGGUCCUGAGCAAGUGGAACCAUGUGGGAGAGUAUCAGGAAGAUCCAAAGGGGAUGUUUCCUUGAGUCCUGAGCAAGAAGAAGGCCGUGAGACUCAGCGCAGGUCAGAGAGGCAGAAGAACAACCAGCAAAGGAAGAGACAGGAUGAAUCCACUUGCCAAGGGAGAAGUUUGGAGGAUCCUAGUGAAAUCAUGGUCCAACCACGAGUCCAUAUGAAAGAGAAACUGUAUAACUGCCCAGAGUGUGGGAAAAGCUUUGCUCAGAUAUCAAACCUCCUGGUUCAUCAGAGAAUCCACACCAGGGAGAGACCCUAUAAAUGCCCUGACUGUGGGGAAAGCUUCACACUGAACUCAGACAUUAUUUCCCAUCGCUCAGUCCACACAGGAGACAGGCCCUAUAGCUGCCUUGAGUGUGGAAAAUGUUUUGCUAACUUCUCAUCCCUUAUUUCACAUAGACGAAUCCACACAGGGGAGAGACCCUAUACGUGUCCCGACUGCGGGAAGAGCUUCAAGCGGAGCUCAGACCUUAGUAAACAUCGAAGACUCCACACAGGAGAGACGCCCUAUAAAUGCCCUGAGUGCGGGAAAAGCUUCACUCAGAGCUCAAACCUGGUUUCACACCAGAGAAUCCACACAGGAGAGACACCCUAUAAAUGCCCCGAAUGCGGAAAAAGCUUCAAACAAAGAUUCAGCCUCAUCGUACAUCAGAGAAUCCACAUCGGAGAGAGAUCCUAUAAAUGCCCCGACUGUGGGAAAAGGUUUAGUAACAGCUCCCAACUUAUUAGACAUCGACGAAUCCACACAGGAGAGAAGCCGUAUAACUGCUCUGAAUGUGGGAAAAGCUUCAGUCAGAGCUGGGGAGUCCUUAGACAUCAGAGAAUCCAUUCAGCAGAGACACCCUAUAAAUGUUCUGUCUGUGGGAAAAGCUACAAGGGGAAGGAUUCGCUGAAGUCCCACCAGAAAGUGCACACAGCAUAGAAGGUUUUGGGAACUCUCCCUCUGAGGCAAUGGGUCUCUGCCCUCUGGAGGCAUGUUUCAUCCGAGGAUGGUCUGGGUAGAGGAAGCAGGCUGGUGGCUGGUCUGGGUUGCGGGGACGCGGUGAGGGGCAGGGGAGGAGGAAACACUGGGUACUUGGUCUGGGGGGAGCAGGUGAUGGUAUCAGUGGGGAGACAUUUCUGUGGCUUUCACACACACAUUUUCCAGGCAAAAAUCCUCCUGUAGUUUGAGUCUGAGUUGCCCCUGCAGCUCCUAAGGCCCCUCGGGGUGAGGGCAGGGGGACGUUUUUGAAGGGAGCAGCGAGAGGCCCUGCAGGACUGUAGUUUAUAGAAUCGUAGAACUGGAACGGACCUCGAGAAAUCAUCUAGUCCAGCCCACUGCACUCAUGUCAGGACCAAGUAGACCAUCCCUGACAGGUGUCUGGAGAUUUUUGAGAGCAGGUUAGACAAUGAUGGAGAUUCCACAGCCUCCCUAGGCAAUUUAUUCCAGUGCAUAACCACCCUGACAGGAAGUUUUUCCUAAUGUCCAACCUAAAUCGCCCUUGCUACAAUUUAAGCCCAUUUCUUCUUGUCCUGUCCUCAGAGGUUAAGAAGAACAAAUUUUCUCCCUCCUUGUAACAACCUUCUAAGUACUUGGAGACUGUUCUCAUGUCCCCUCUGUCUUCUCUUUUCCAGACUAAACAAACCCAAUUUUUUUCAAUCUGCCCUUAUUGUUUUCUAGACCUUUAAUCAUUUUUGUUGCUCUUCUCUGGACUUUCUCCAGUUUGUCCACAUCUUUCCUGAAAUGUGGCAUACAGAGCUGGGCACAAUACUCCACGCUGAUUAGGCCUCAGCUGGAGUAGAGUGGAAGAAUUACUUCUCAUGUCUUGCUUAUAACUGCUUACUUACAAUUAGUUAUAAAACAGCAAGAGCUGCCGAUCUGAAGCGACAGAAUGUCAGAGUGAUGUUCAAUUUAUUUGAUGUCUCUGCAGCUGCAGGGAGGCAGGGGACGGAGAUCGGAAAACUCAUAGGAAUACAUUCCCCUGAAAGGAUUCUGCUGUUCCAGUGUGGGCAGAACAGCAUAAUAGAUCAGGGGCUAUCGGUUCUCUGGACUCCUGGGAUCUAGUCUCAAAUCUGAGUGGAGUGAGGGUAGAGAGCCUGGCAGUCAGGGCUCCUGGGUUCAAAACCCAAUUCUGCUGGUGUCCCCUUGUGCGAUCAUGGUUCAGUCACUUCCUUUCCUCUCUGUGGGUCCAUUCCUUCCAUCUCUACAAUGGGGAUGAUAGCCGAUGCCCACCUUUGUGAGGGGUCGCUGAUCAUGGGGUGCUCAGUGGCUCAGGAGGACAGAGGUGCCAAGAGAGGGAAAAUGUCAUUAUUAUUAUUACUGUAUUGUGUUAUUCUCUGACACUCUCCUGUCCCUUUCCAGUUCUCUCUGUUGAGGGAUGGUUUUCCUGAGUUAGCUAGAGUCCCUUGUCCAUGUUUUCAGGCAGAGGAUUAUGCCUGAAAUAGCUUCCCGGGAAGGGAUUCUCCCCUCCUCUGUGGACAGAGGGUCAGGGAGAUGGGCUGUCAUGGGUCUGUUUCAAGUUUCAGGGAGUCUUUAUCUCUUUGACAUUUUUACUUCAGUAGGUUUCUUUUUUGCCCAAAUAAAUGUCUAACAAAGCAUUCCUGGUCUGUCCUGGUCCCCCAGGAAUUUCCUUAAAUUUUGGGUUCUAGGGCCAGGGGAAAAGUUCCCCAGACCUGUUCAGUUUCCUUCCUGAGGAGGAAUUGCUUACUCCCCAGCACUUCUGCUGACGUCUCUUGUGAGGGUUAAAGGUUUAAUUUCAGGAGAGGGCCAUGCAGCUCUCAGAGAACUCGGCUAAUUUACCUUUUUCGUGUUUCUGGACCACAUUGCAAUUUGAAAAAAACAAGCGAGUGCUGUGUACUUUGCAUGGGUUUUAUUAGAAAAUAUAAUCAAGCAAAUAUGUAGAUUAAACCUAUAACAGGCUAAAACUACUAUAACUUCACUCAGCUCAGAUGGAGUUAAUCAUGGUAUUGUUUCAAAUUUACAACUGAGAUUGAGUCAAUACAUCACUGGAUUAACAAUGCUGGGGUUUUCUGUAACCAAUUUCAAAUCGAAUGAAUACCACAGGUACUCAAAUCCUGAGGCUAACGAAAGAAAGAAUUGCUUUUUAUUAGUCCUGCAGCAGGAGACCGAAGGAGGUGGCUUUAAUCUAACACUGUCCAUGACAGAUGCAAGGCCUUGGAAGCAUGGAAACGUAAAAAACUAUUGUAAUAUGUGCAAUCAGCAUUUUGUAUCUGUAAAUGUUGUAUGUACCUUUGGGAAGUAGGGAUUAUAAGAUUGCCCCAUGGGGGAGUGGAGGGGGGGAUGGAUAACACAGCUUCUCCAGGAACUAAAUCUAGUGGUGGUUGAUUACUGAAGAUCCCAGGGCAAGUAAACAGCCCAAGAGCAGCACCACCCCCUGGGAUGAAUUGCAUAGACUGGCUCUGACCAGGUUCAGGAGGCCCAUGAGUCAAUGGCUUGGUCUACACUACGUGUUUAAACCGAUUUUACCAGCGUUAAACCGAUUUAACACUGUACCCAUCCACACUAUGAGGCCCUUUAUAUUGAUAUAAAGGGCUCUUUAAAUCGGUUUCUGUACUCCUCCCCGACGAGAGGAGUAGCGCUAAAAUCGGUAUUACCAUAUUGGAUUAGGGUUAGUGUGGCCGCAAAUCGACGGUAUUGGCCUCCGGGCGGUAUCCCACAAUGCACCACGGUGACCGCUCUGGACAGCAAUCUGAACUUGGAUGCAGUGGCCAGGUAAACAGGAAAAGCCCUGCGAAAUUUUGAUUUUCAUUUCCUGUUUGCCCAGCGUGGAGCUCUGAUCAGCACGGGUGGCAAUGCAGUCCCAAAUCCAAAAAGAGCUCCAACAUGGACUGUACUGGAGAUACUGAAUCUGAUUGCUGUAUGGGGAGACAAAUCUGUUCUAUCAGAGCUCCGUUACAGGAGACAUAAUGCCAAAGCGUUUGAAAAAAAAAUCUACAGGCUACACAGUACUGCGUGACAAGUGUAACGGGAAGCCAGAGACUCAAAUGGACGCUCAUGGAGGGAGGGAGGGGGUACUGAGGACUCCAACUAUCCCACAGUCCCCAGCAGUCUCCGAAAAGUAUUUGCAUUCUUGGCUGAGCUCCCAAUGCCUGUAGGUUCAAACACAUUGUUCAGCAUGGUUCAGGGAAUAGAUGGUCAAUUUACUCCCCCACACACACGUGAAAGAAAAGGGAAAGAAAUCGUUUCUUUACUUCUUUCA